CACUAGUUCGUGUUAGUUUCUUGCUUAGUCGUGCUCCAACACUUGAACAAUUAGUUGAUUGUGUAGUUCAUUACUGUUAAACGUUGUUGGUCUUCUUCACCUAGAAUCAAAUGUGACUAACACCAAUGAAGUACAACUACAAAAGGGACAAGAGGUCCAUUUGAAGCAGUCAACACCAUCUAAAUAUAUACCAGAAGUGGAAACAGAGGCUAUGGAGUUUCCAUCAAUUGCGCCUGUUUCAGAGUUAUGCAAGGUUGUUGGACGUUGUCUAGAAUCCGGAGAGAGUAGUACUUGUGCCGGUAAAGUAGAAGUACAAAAUGGACAAGAGGUUAACUUGAAUCAGUCAACACGGCAAAAUUUACCAGAAGUGCGAGGAGAGGCCAUGGCUUUUCCAUCAAUGCCAUGCGUUUCCGGAUUACAUAUGGAAUGUGUGGAGCCAUCAUCAGAGUGCCAUAAUUCGGAUAAAUUUGCAAGUGGCAAUGUAAGUUUUCCAUCAGUCUGCAACUUUAAUCUAUUUUUUGUUUUCGUUCAGAUUUACUUUAAAUGACAUGGAUAUAUAACUUAUUUGACAGGAAGUUGAAUUGAUGAAGAGAAAUAAGAUAUUGGAAGCUGAAAAUAUAGAAUUGAGGAAAGAAAUAGAGGCUUUAAAAUUGGAAAACAGAUGAAUGAAAAUGCAGAUUUAUUCCGCUAAUGAUUUGGUGUCUCGACUAGAGGGGCUUGUAAUGAAUGAGACAUACUAAUCACUAUUUAGAUAGGAAAUAUUUACCCUAAUGCUUUUAUUCAUUUUU
Hibiscus syriacus is the source of this 788-nucleotide messenger RNA. RefSeq lists its product as uncharacterized. The record is from RefSeq and is a predicted model, not a curated record. The transcript has 2 exons. The coding region runs from base 212 to 547 and encodes 111 amino acids. NCBI's taxonomy places the organism in Eukaryota, Viridiplantae, Streptophyta, Magnoliopsida, Malvales, Malvaceae.